Molecule: messenger RNA, 666 nt
Organism: Contarinia nasturtii (swede midge)
Lineage: Eukaryota; Metazoa; Arthropoda; Insecta; Diptera; Cecidomyiidae
Exons: 2
Coding region: 74-580 (168 amino acids)
Source: RefSeq, a predicted model, not a curated record
UGCGUCGCUCUAUAAAAGGCUCUUGGCUGGAUGAUCGAAUGUUUUUCAAUGUGAAUUGGCCAAGAAAAUUGAAAUGAGUUCGAUAAAGAUCAUCGCAUUGUUUAUAGCUAUGCUAGCUGUAGUUUCUAUUGCAGUAGCAGAAACUCGUAGAAUGAGGUUAUUAGUUGAAAACAACACACCUUAUAUAAUGGCUAAAACAAAUCAAACAAAUAGACAAGUUAAAUUUUUGGUUGACACUGGAGCGAUGUCAUCUGUUAUAGCAGGAGAUAUGCUUAAAUCAACGGCAAUUUUAUAUGGUGAGCCCAUAACAUUUCUUGGAAAUAAUAACGAUGGAACAGAAUUCUCAACAAAUGGAAUGGUGGAUAUUGUUCUUCCACGAGAUCUUGGUUCAUUGACAUUACCAGUAUGUGUAAUGAACAGAAACAACUUGGGUGGCAAUGACGGUAUACUUGGACUCGAUAUCAUACUGAGAUAUUAUAUGACAAUUAACAUCCCCUCUCGGUAUAUUCAAUAUUUCGUAUCAAAUACAGGUCCAAGUGGAUCAAAAUUAACAAGGCUAUUAUCAAAAGUUAAAACAUAAACAAUAUUCUAUCACAUGCUUGAUGAUUUUGAUGAAUUAUUCAAUUUUUUUCUACUCACAUUUUACAAAUCAGCAAUUUUUGUAUG